Molecule: messenger RNA, 348 nt
Organism: Chironomus riparius
Lineage: Eukaryota; Metazoa; Arthropoda; Insecta; Diptera; Chironomidae
Source: the annotation of a GenBank genome assembly
UUAUGCUAAGAACACAACUCGCCCAUGAAGAAGUGCUGCCACGAUCAACAAGAAGACGAAGAAAUAAGAGAAGAAGCAAAGCAAAGAAGAAAUAAGAAACGAAGAGCUAGAAGAAGAAAAAAUGGCGUUGGACUCUUUCAAAGCAUGGGAGCAAGAUACUAUUGCUUGCAGUCGCAGCAGCGAGAAAACAAGUUUCUUCCAAGGAAUUAAGGGAGACGUAGAUUUAUAGAUUGAUGAUAGAUUGAGGAUAGCUUUGCAGAGCCGGUACAUGAUGAAGUUUAUCGGCUCUGCUAUCCAUGUUUUCACAAGAGAGGUGGAACCUUUACCAAUUUUGAUGAUCCCUAACAU